CAGACUUUUUGGUCAAUGUGGUUAAAAAAAAACAAACAAAAGUUUGACGUCAUUCGUGUUACUGAAGACACCUUAAAAUGAAUCGGCGCGGCUUUGGUUAUCGUUGGCGACUGUGCGGAGUCUCUGGAUCUUCAAAUUCAGUUAACAACUAAAUACAAAUUGCAAAGGAUCAAGACCAAAGCAGAAAUCCAGAAUUGUAAGGCCCAAAUGAUCUUUUUUCCCCUCUCAAAAUCAACACCAAUUACUAUUCAACCUUCUUUAGAGGCUAAGUGCAUCUGAACAUGGACAAUGGAGGACGGCAGCGCCUGCAGCAACAAUAGGGAGCAAUUGGGACUUUGUUUUACCAUCGACUACCUGUUGUACAACAAAGGUCACAAGACUGAACGAGAGGGAUCAAAGGAAAGCUCUCCUACUGCAGAAGUUCCACGAGCCACUGUUGACCUGGUUAAUAAAGCACUUCCAGAAGAAGAACAAAGUGGAAGACUAGUGGAUCUGAAGAAUGGCAAUGAUGAAUCAGAUGAACAGAAAAAAGAACAAAUUGAAAAUGAAAAGACAGAGGUGGCAACUAGAACAGAGAACCAAGAACAAAUACCCACAGAGUCCUAUAUCGCCCUGAUUGUUUAUAAUAAGGCUAUAAAUCAGUCCAGUAGAAGAGGUCAUCUUGUGUUACUCUGGAUAAGGGUGUUUGCUAAAUCAUGCGACAAAGCCAUUGUGCUAAAAUUCACCAUUUUAUCAUCAAUAUUCAUAAUCAAGUUCUUUCCCCAACAGGAGAAGAACUGGAGGAACAGCGUCAGACACAACCUUUCCUUGAACAAGUGCUUCAUCAAAGCUGGACGCAGUGAAACUAAGAAAGGUCACUUCUGGGCCAUAAACCCAGUCAACUUCCAUGACUUCUCUAACGGUGACUAUAACCAUCGCCAAGCCAGGAGAAGAGUCCGCAGAGCGACGAGACGACCCCCUUACACCCUGCCUGUCCCCUACUUCAGCCACAUGAGAGGGGCAGCCUGCUGGUGCAACUCACAUCCUCAGCCCCUUCCAUACUCCACAACCAGAGCAUACUGGAGCUGAACUGCACUCCAAACUCACCAAACACAUUCCUUUAAUGGCCUGCUGUAAGAAAUGUAGUUUUCACUGAAAACCUCAUGUUCUAAUGCAAUUACAAGCCAAAUUAGUCAUGAAUGUUGUAGAAUUUAUAAAUGUAAACUUGCAAUUACAAACCAGAUGGGAUUGAAUAUUCUGUAGGCACAAAUAUUUGGUUAAUUGCAGCUUUUAGCUUAUAGAUCUACAAUUCUUAAUUCCAAAUAAAAACUAUUCUUGACCAAACAGCAUGUUUUAGCCCAUGUAAACCUGCAGUUCAAACUUUAAAUAAUUUUUUUAAUAGUUUUCAAUCUUAAUGUUAAUGUGUUGUUUUGUGUAAAAUUACAAAUGUGUUUGAAACACUAUAUAUAAUUGUAAA
This is a messenger RNA of Astyanax mexicanus (Mexican tetra), 1456 nucleotides long. It is a transcript of the gene foxq2, whose product is annotated as forkhead box Q2. Gene Ontology annotation, molecular function: DNA-binding transcription factor activity, RNA polymerase II-specific; RNA polymerase II cis-regulatory region sequence-specific DNA binding. Lineage: Eukaryota; Metazoa; Chordata; Actinopteri; Characiformes; Acestrorhamphidae. The transcript has 2 exons. The record is from RefSeq and is a predicted model, not a curated record. Gene Ontology annotation, biological process: regulation of transcription by RNA polymerase II; anatomical structure morphogenesis; cell differentiation. Bases 289 to 1068 code for a protein of 259 amino acids.